Molecule: messenger RNA, 11518 nt
Organism: Pimephales promelas (fathead minnow)
Lineage: Eukaryota; Metazoa; Chordata; Actinopteri; Cypriniformes; Leuciscidae
Source: RefSeq, a predicted model, not a curated record
GGAGUAAGGUGUCUCAACUACUCUCCUGAACAUGGUAAAUUAGCUGAAACCGUCAACACUAGCUAUUCUGGCUCAGUGCUCAUUAUGGAUGAAAAGCGAUUUGUUUUAUUUCCGCAUUGGAAUACAAAGGUGUGAGAACUUUGGGAAAAGUUUUAUGUAUAGCAGCAGUCGAGGACCUCAGGUCUGCGGGUCCAUGUUGAGACGGUGAGAAUGGCUUUCACAGACACAGCCAUAAUUCUCACUGUCAUGGCAGUCCUAGGAAUGUUAACCAGAGGUCAGGGGAGCCUGGUUAAAGACAACUCUCUGCUGAGGUUCACCCAUCAUUUGUAUAAUGCGAGCAUUUAUGAGAACUCUGCCCCCAGGACCUAUGUGGAGAGCCCAGUCCGAAUGGGCAUCAUUCAAUCUGAUACCUUCUGGGACAUCAAGUACAAGGUUGUCUCUGGUGAUGACGAUGGCCUUUUCAAAGCCGAGCAGGAAACCGUUGGAGAUUUCUGCUUUCUGAGAAUCAAAACCAGAAGCAGUAACUCAGCUGUGCUGAACAGAGAGGUUCGAGACAUUUACACUCUCACCGUUGAGGCUACAGAAAGUUCCUAUGAGAACCGAGCUAGAACAAAGGUAUUGAUCCAGGUGCUUGACACAAAUGAUCUGAAACCACUCUUUUACCCUGCCUCUUAUAAUGUGCUAAUCAAAGAGGACACACCGAUCAAGUCAAGCCUGGUGAGAGUGACUGCUACAGAUGCUGAUAUUGGCAGCAAUGCAGACUUUUAUUACUCAUUCACCACUAGAUCACACCCAUUUGCCGUUGAUCCUUUCACGGGGACCGUUACACUCGUCAAGAGACUUGACGCCAGUCAGAGAGACCGUUAUGAACUUACAGUGCUGGCAGAGGACAGGACAAAGAAAAUUUCUGGUGUGCAGAAGUUUGGAAAUGUAGCAACGGUUGUUGUGACCGUAGAAAAGGUGACCGAAAACUUUACCCUCAUUGCACCCACUAGUGCAGUAAGUCCGCAAACGGAUGACGACAAAAUAAGUGUGAACAUCAAGAUGGAACCCAAGGAGAAAGAGAAAGUGGCAUCUUUGAGUAUAGUUGAAGGGGAUCCACUAAAGUGCUUUCAGAUUAUUCCAUCAACUUUGCCUGAUGGUGGCUUUCAGCUUGUCUCAACAAAAUGGAUUGACUGGUCACAAAACCCAUUUGGACUAAACAUCUCCCUGCAGGCCAAAGACAGAAGUAGCCGAAAUGGUUUAUUGCAAACACCAAUACAAACUGUGCAUUUCCAUCCUCCUACUCAUGUCAAACCCUUGACAUUUGAACAAGAACUAUACCAUGUCUCCCUCAGUGAAUUUUCCCCACCGAAAAGUCAUGUAGUUAAAGUAUCUGUAGGUUUGAGUGUCAAAAAUACAACCUUCAGCAUCAAAGAAAACCCAGACAGCUACAAAUUCAAAAUCAGUGCCAAAACUGGUGUAAUUGUAACCUCUCAGUCACUUGAUUUUGAAAAGCACUCCCAUUAUGAGUUUGAUGUUACAGCAAACGAUGGAGAAGCGGUUACCCGUGUCGUUGUGGAUAUAAUUGAUGAAAACGAUAAUGCCCCUAGGUUCACAUUGCCUUCAUACCAGGCUUCUCUGCCUGAAAAUGUCCCAAUUGGAACAAGCAUCUUAGCUGUCUCUGCUAUUGAUGUGGACAAAGAUAACAAUGGUUUUGUGACCUACGCUAUAGCAAACACAAGUCCUGUUCCUUUCACUAUAGACCCACUGACUGGUGUGAUUUCGACCUCCCAGGAGUUCGAUUAUGAGCUCAUGAAGAGAUGGUACCACUUGAGAAUAUGGGCCUCAGACAGCGGCAGCCCUUUUAACAGAGUAAGCGAAUGCUCUGCAACCAUCACCAUGACCAACAUCAACGACAACACUCCAGUGUUUGAGCGGGUGGCGUGCAAUGCCUCCAUCCCCCGACACUUUCCUGUGGGGCAAAGUAUUACAGAGAUGUCAGCACUCGAUCUGGAUGAGCUGCAGCAGAUCAAAUACAGGAUAGAAUCUGGGAAUGACGAGGGACUGUUUGCAAUUGACCCGGUUUCUGGCACCAUUAAACUUUCUAGGGCAAUUCCCGCAAAUUAUGAAGACACAGAUAAUCAUUUUUAUAUACUUAAAAUAACAGCAACAGAUGGCAAAUAUAGUGCCGAUCCCAAUACCAUGACCAUACAUAUCACUGGCAAGGGCGAAAGCGCCACCACGUAUUGCGAGGAGACUGGAAUUACUAGGCAGUUGACAGAGAAGCUUAUCGAGUCAUUUAAGCCGUCUCUCACUGUCAAAGAAGACGAGUCUAUCUCAGAUGUUCAUAUAAUUAACCAGCACUCUCCAAAGUUUAUCAUGGGCACACCGAGCUCGUUUGACAUCAGGGAAGACUUUGCUCUCAAUAGAUCGGUGUUGCAGUUUAAUGCCACUGAUAAUGACUCUGGCUUUAACGGAAAACUUGUCUAUGCAAUUUCCAGUGGAAAUGAGGAUGGAUGCUUUACUAUCGACAUGAACACAGGGGACCUCAAGGUUAUCAGUGCUUUGGACAGAGAGCAAAAAGAGUUUUACAUUCUCAACAUAACUGUGUAUGACCUGGGAUCUCCACAAAUCUCUACUUGGAAGUUUCUUGCUGUCAACAUUCUUGAUGCAAAUGAUAAUCCUCCAUUAUUUUCUCAGCCAAGAUAUGUUGUGAACAUCCCAGAAAACACGGAGGUUGACAAAAGCAUCUUCAAAGCCAAUGCAGUCGAUUUUGACUUGGAUGACAAUGGAGGAUUUAAAUUUUCAUUGUUAACCUUUACCAAUUUGUUCCAAAUUGACGAAGUGACAGGGGUUGUGAAGGUAACUGGCCCUUUAGACAGAGAGACCUUUAGUAGGUAUGACCUGAAAAUUGAAGCCAGAGAUCAAGCCAAACUGGACGAACAACUAUUCUCAUUUGUAGAUCUGGUGGUCGUACUGGAGGACAUCAAUGACAAUCCUCCAAAGUUUGCACCCACAAUCUACAGAAUCAAAGUUCCCGAGGACGUUCCUCCAGGCACAGUGCUAUUGUGGGUCGAAAGCUUUGAUUUUGAUCUGGAGAGCGGAGGUCUCAUAAGCUACAACCUAAAAAACAGUGAAGCAGGGACGUUUUUCCUGGAUGCAUCCACAGGCUGCUUGACUCUGGAGAGUGAACUGGACUUUGAAAGGCAGCAGUCUUAUAAUCUAACUGUUCGAGCUGUAGACCAUGGAAAGCCACGGUCUUUAUCGUCUUCAUGUUUCAUUGAGGUUGAAGUGUUAGAUGUCAACGAAAACAUGAACCGGCCUCUAUUCACUCUUUUUGUGCACAACACAGCCGUUACGGAGGAUGCUGAAAUAGGAACUUCAGUCUUGACGCUAACGGCCCUUAGACUUUGAAUCUCUGAAUAAUUAUGUGCUCACUGUAUUGGUAUCGGAUGAUGGUGAGCCGAGUCUUUCAGCCGCUGGGACACUCUACGUCCAAGUGCAAAAUCGUUCUCAUCCAAUAUUUCAAAGCAUGUACUACCCUUUGAAAUUACCUGAGAAUAUUACUCCUUUUACAACGAUCCUGCAUGUGCAAGCAAGAAACCCAGAAGGAUACGGCCUUAUCUACAAUCUAGAGGAAGACAAUGCCUCCAGGUUUUUCAACAUUGAUUUCAAAACAGGGGUCUUAAGUGUCACUGAUUUCCUAGACUUUGAGACUCAAACAAAGCAUAUUUUGACUGUUCGUGCCACAGAUUCGGUGACUGGUACCUUUAGCGAAGCCAAAGUAGAGAUUGAAGUGGAAGAUAUAAACGACAAUGCCCCUGUCUUUCAAAAUCUGUCUUAUAUUACCGAUGUGUCUGAGGGCCUUCCAAUAGGCACAUCUAUUUUACAGGUCUCAGCUGUUGACAGAGAUUCACACAGCAAUUCAGAGGUAACUUACCAAUUGAUUGACAAAAGUGAUUUUUUUGAUAUUGACCCAAUAACUGGGAUUUUGGUGACAGUGCAAGUAUUGGACUAUGAAACCAUGCAGCAGUUAACGCUGAAAGUUAAAGCCACAGAUAAAGGUUCACCACCGCUCAGCGGUGAGGCUCACAUCAUUGUGAACGUCAUAGAUGUCAAUGAUAACCCUCCAGAUUUUGAUGAGCCAUCUUAUCGGGCCUCUCUUGAUGAAAUGGCUACUUGUGGCCACAUCGUUAUCAAAGUUCAGGCUUCAGACCCUGAUAGUAAGGAUGACCUCCAAUAUAAGAUCCUGUCUGGCAACGAGGGGAGAUAUUUCUCUAUUAAUGAAUCAUCUGGACUUAUCUCAUUCUCCAAUUUGUGCAAGAAAAACCUGGAUCCAUUUUAUAACCUCACCGUUGCAGUUUCUGACGGUGUGUUUCAGAAGACUGCCCCUGUUAACAUUGACAUGACAAACGGCAACAAGCACAGCCCCUAUUUUAACCAGAACAUUUACGAGGCAGAUCUGGCAGAGAACGCAGAAGUGGGAACUCGAGUGAUCCGUCUGGCUGCUAUUGACCCGGAUGAUGGGCCAUACGGCAGUGUAGACUACACCAUUAUUAACAAGCUUGCCGAUGAGAAGUUCUCCAUUGAUGAAGAUGGACAAAUUGUGACUUCACAGUCAUUGGACAGAGAAAAUCCAUCGCAAAGAGUGAUUGCGAUUAAGGUCAUGGCUAAGGAUGGUGGAGGAAGAGUGGGAUUUUGCACUGUAAAGAUCAUUCUAACAGAUGAGAAUGAUAACGUCCCUCAGUUUAAAGCCUCAGAGUAUCAGGUGUCCAUUCAGUCAACAGUAAACAAAGGCUCACCAGUGAUACAGAUAAUGGCUUAUGAUGCAGAUGAAGGUAAAAAUGCGGAUGUCACUUACACAGUAGAAGAAGCGGAGGAGGUUACUGAAGAUAUUAUUGAGCUCAACCCUUUUACUGGAAUGGUCAGUGUCAAAGAGAGUCUGGUUGGUUUGGAGAACAAGAUUUUUACCUUCAAAGUUAAGGCUCGAGAUGGAGGCAUUCCUUUUUACAACUCCUCUGUGCCAGUACAGGUCAAGGUGGUCCCACCAGAGGUCAUCCUGCCCCGAUUCACCGAGCCAUUGUACACUUUCUCAGCAUCUGAGGACCUCCCUAUCGGAUAUGAGAUAGGCACAGUCAAGGCGGAUGCUGAUAUGCCACUGAUUUACAGCUUGGUGGAUGGUAAUACCAUAGACAGCAACAAAGAGCAUGCUUUUGCUGUCGACAAAGAUAGCGGUACAGUUGUAGUGCAGAAGAACAUUGACCAUGAAAAAACCAAGAUAUACAAGAUUGAUGUGAUUGCUCAAGGAAAUCACAAUGGUACCAAUGUAGCAUCUCUUGUGUCUGUUCACAUAAAAGUUCAAGACGUUAAUGACAAUCAGCCUAUGUUUGAGGCUGACCCCUAUAAGGCCUUCCUGACUGAGAAUUUGCCCCGCGGCACCACGAUCAUUCAAGUGACAGCUAAUGAUGCAGACACAAACGUCAACGGAGAAGUCUCAUAUACAAUCGAGUCGGAGGCAGAUGAUACUGGCGACAUGUUUACAAUUGAUUCACAAACUGGCUGGAUUACUGCCUUAAAGGAGGCGGAUUCUGAGACCAAACAGCUUCAUAGAUUCUAUGUGGUGGCCACUGAUCAUGGCGACACUGUCAAACUGACCUCUUCAGUUCUAGUUGAGGUGACUAUCACAGAUGAAAAUGAUAACCCACCUCAGUUUACAGAAGAACUGUACCAAGGGUCCAUACUAGAGAACAGCAGGCCUGGAACAACCAUUGUGACUCUGACAACUGCUGACAAAGAUGUGUCUGCAGAUAAUAGACAGAUUGUAUGUUAUAUAACAGAGGGAGACCCAUUGGGCCAGUUCUCAGUCACAUCAGCAGGGGAGGAGUGGACAGUGAUUUCCAAAAGUCCACUUGACAGAGAAGACAAAGACAAAUACACCCUUAAGAUAACAGCCACAGAUGGAAGGUUUCAAACCUCUGCCAAAGUCGAGGUCCAUGUUCUUGACCUCAAUGACAACAGUCCUUUGUGUGAGCAAUUACUUUAUACAGAGGCAGUCGUGGAGAAUUCCCAAUCAGGCAUGUUCAUUCUGAAGAUCUCUGCAUCUGAUCCCGACAUUGGAACAAAUGGCCAGGUGUCAUUUACUCUUCAUGGACCUAAUGCAGACAAGUUCCAUCUUGACUCCAAAACUGGUGAGCUAUACACCCUUGCUGCCUUGGACCGGGAGCGGGAAUCAGAGUAUGAUCUUGUUGUCAAAGCGACUGACGGUGGUGGCCGCUCUUGUCAGGCAGACGUCACACUCAUGGUAAAAGACACGAACGACAACCCGCCACAAUUCUCCACAAGCCAUUAUGACAUCACUGUGUUUGACAACACCACGAUUAGGACACCUAUUGCUGUCAUCUAUGCCAAAGACCCAGACACAGGUAUCAACUCAGAGGUGAGGUACUCUCUUCAAGGCGUCGACAGCGGCUUCUUCUCCCUAGAUGAAAUCUCAGGCAUUUUGAGACUGGAGAGAUCUCUAGCCGACGAGCCCAAGUUUACCUAUGAGAUGAAAGUAAAAGCCACCGACAGAGGCCUACCUCGCCACCUUUUCUCCUUUGCCACAAUUACAGUACACGUGGUCAUCCUGAGUGAUUACAAGCCAUUGUUCCUUAGCUCGGAGUACUUUGUACAGAUCCCAGAAUCGUUACGGAUCGGAUCAGAGGUGAUCAGCGUGUCUGCCCUCCCCAUAGAUGGCACUGAUAAUGAGCCUGUACGAUAUACUAUCCUCUCUGGCAAUGUAGACGGCCGAUUCCAGAUAAACUCCAUGACAGGUUUGCUGUCGGUGAACGCUCCGCUGGAUUUUGAGCUUUGCCGCGAGUAUUACCUGUCAGUGGAAGGGGCAAGGGGCAAACCACUGCUCAGUGAAAUUGCCUCAGUUAUCAUUAAUAUCACAGACGUCAACGACAACCCGCCUGUCUUUAACAACAGUAGCUACAGAACCGUGAUUGCAGAGGACAUUUCACCUGGGGACAUGGUUCUACAGGUAAGUGCAGUCGACCUUGAUGGGCCUCCGAAUAACUUCAUCAUAUACUCCAUUGUGAACGGUGAUGCAAAGCAGCAGUUCAGCAUCGACCCUCGCACCGGACACGUAACGGUCCUCUCCAUGCUGGAUAGGGAAGAGAUAACACACUACUCAUUAACUGUGCAAGCUGCCGAUGAAGGCGAUCCCCCUUUAUCCUCUGCCGUCCAGGUGACAGUGACCGUAUCUGACGUCAACGACAACCCACCGACGUUCUCGCAGAUAAAUCACAGCCUUGUUCUUCAGGAAGGGGAUUCGGUUGGCAGAGGGAUUCUGCAGCUGCUGGUAACAGACAGAGAUACGCCUCAGAACGGCCCUCCCUUCUCCUUCCAUAUUGUCUCGGGAAAUGAGGACAGGAGUUUUCAUAUUGACCAAGGAGGACUGCUGUCCGUAUCCUCCCCGCUGAGGAGGAGAGGCAAGCCUCAGCAUCUGCUAAAAAUUCAGGUCACUGACAGCGGCCACCCUCCGCUGUCCUCUAUAUGCGUGGUGAAGAUCAACAUCACAGAGCAGAGUCGAUAUCCACCCACUGUGUCUCCACUAGAGGUUUUCAUCACCACAGCUGGGGGGACGUUCUCCAAACGUGUCAUCGGCAAGCUGCACGCUACGGACCAAGAUCCCCAAGACAUCCUGUCCUACAAACUGGUCUCUGAAGCCCCGGACCAAGGCCUGUUCUCUGUGGACACAGUGGAUGGAAAGAUCGUGGUGGAAAAGGACCUGGAGCCAGGCCUGUACCACUUGAACGUGAGCGUGUCCGAUGGAACAUUUAGCAUUUGGGCUGGAGUGAAGGUCCACGUUUGGGCUGGCGCUCAACAUGCUCUGGAUCAGGGCUUUACGUUGCAGUUGGCUGGACUUUCGGCUGAAGAGUUUGUGUCCGAUCACUGGAGAGGCCUCCAGCGCAGCCUGGGCUCGGGGUUAAACAUACCCAGACAAGAGCUGCACAUCGCCAGCUUGCAACAACAGCCGAACUCCGUCAACAUGGAGGUACUGCUGGUCCGUCGAGCUCCAAAUGGCUCCGUCCAGCCAGUGUCUUUUCAACACCUGACUGGGGUCCUUUCAAAUGUAGAAGAUGCACUGGGUUUGAAUGUCUUGAGACUGAAGCAUGGUGACUGCGUGGGCGCUGGUUGCCCGCUUCCGGGUUGCAGGAACGCAGUAGUGAUGAGGCAGGGGAGAAUGAAUACCUACGCCACUGCACGGGCCAACUUCAUCACCCCGCAGCACAGCUGGGAGAGUGUGUGCUCCUGCAAUGAAUCGGCUGUGAGGUUUGACGGCAAGGGUUAUCUGAAAUACCUCUAUCAAAUAAAAGAGGGCAACGAGAACUUCCAUCUGUCUCUUCGACUCAAGACAUCUGCUACAGAGGGCACAGUGAUGACCACCAACGCCUCUGACUGGGGAACAUUAGAGCUGGUGGAAAAGGAGCUGUGGUUCAGAUAUGGAUGUGGCGACAUGGCUUCUGCCAGUAUGCAGGUGGACAACCACCCUGUGGCUGAUGGCCGCUGGCAUGAUGUCUCUCUGGAGGUCAAUGGCACAACCCUUAGACUCACCAUUGAUGCCAUCCACUCCAAGUCUGUCGAUCUUCCACAACCUUGCAAGCUCACUCAAUACGGUGGGGCGCUGGUGCUGGCCGGCUCUAAUCCCAGCACAGAUGCAGAGCGACUGGGCUUCACGGGCUGUUUGGAGAGCUUACGUUUCAAUGGAGAAGUGGUGAGAGGAAAGGAGGGGGUGACAGGAACUGGCCUGCAGACUGGCACACUCUUUGGGAUCUACCAAUGCUGCUCUGAUGUGAAGAUCUGUGCCAGUAAUCCUUGUGAGAACGGAGGCACUUGUGUCGAAGACUCCAGUGAAGGGUUUCGGUGUAUCUGUCCAUUGCUAUACAAUGGCUCCCUCUGUGAGAACAGCAAGCUGCCGGACAAUCCUUGUGCAUCCCAGCCAUGUGGCAAUGGAUCGUGUAUGCCAAAUAAUCGAGGGUACAUCUGCAACUGCUCCACAAAAAUAGCUGAAAACAGAUGUCAGAUUGCAUGCUCUCCAAAUCCCUGUCUGUAUGGUUUCGCCUGUUCAAUGGCGGGGAACUCCAUCCACUGUGAGCGCACCACCUCCCCUCCUUAUGUGGAAAUCGCAGAGAUCUGCGCAGGCAUAUUGGGGCUUGUCCUCCUUGUCGUGGCCUUUGUGUGUUUCCGAAAACGUCACAUCAGCAAAAAGAAGCGCAAGUCUGGCUGCGUGCAAGAUUCCAACGGUUACUUCCCAACUUUACCCAAAAGCACGAUGAAAGAAACUGAGAUCAGCUCUCCCAUGGAGAACAACGCUCUGAUUGGCUCUGGAUGUGAUCCGGACAGUCCUUUCCGUUCACUCAAACCUCGUGAGCAGCGGGAGCUCGGCCCUCAGGUGGGACCCCGGUCUCAUAGGCCUCAGGGUCCUGUGAUUUGCAGUGUGGCCCCCAAUCUACCUCCUCCACCCUCUACCAGCUCUGACAACGACUCUAUUAGGAAAAACAAUUGGGAGCAUGACUACGAAGUGUAUCCAGCUGAUCCAGACUACUAUGGCCGACCCUCCGUCCAAGCGUUCCCACAGUUUGACAUUGUGGAAAGCACCUACUCAUCUACUUCCACAGAGUCGCGCAGGAACUCUCGUUUCGGAGGCUUCCCUUUCCCGCUGGACCGGGCCGACCGCCGUGCUCCAUUGCCCCCUUGUUACAGCAACCAGAACUUAGAUGACUUCUUGGGGCCAGACGGGCUGCCGCUGCCCAGCUCUCAGUGCCCUAAUGAGUACACGGCCAUAAGCUACUACCCUACCCAGCACGCUCGCAGCCUGGACAACGUCUCCAGCAGCCAUAAGAGGCUCAGUGUGCGUUUGAGCGUGGCACAGCCCUCCUAUGCGGACAGCGGCGGAUUCACUAGAAGGACCGCUCGCAGUUAUACUGGCUCAGACAUGGUGGAGAGUGACUAUGGCAGCUGUGAGGAGGUCAUGUUCUAGGCAACAGAAAGAGGAGUCUGCGGUGGAUCAAAGGUCCCGUAUGAUUAUAAAGGGGAUGGUUGUCUCGUACAUAUAGUAUAUGAAGCUCACUGGCUAAAAGCCACAGAAGCACUAUCAGUAUUAACAGUCACUUUCAGGGAAAACCAAUACAUUUUGUGUGAAAUGCGACUUUUCUUAUUGUUUUGCCCUUUACGAAACUGUAGAAUUAUUGCAUGACCUUAAAAAGUCUACAGUGUGGUUAUACUGUCAAUGACGCGUCAGUAGUGUCUAAUACGCCCUUAUUUGUUAUUGCGAGUUCAAUCGCACCCCGUCCGGUUUGGUUGGGAAAACUAUAUACUGUAUUGUUAUUAGAAAAUUUGUUAAAUGACUGAUUGUAGUGAUGCAUGUCAUUAUCAGAUUGGAUGUCAGCUAUGGGAUGGAUAAUUAUUCCAGUAAACUUAGCUGAGGUGUUCUUUGAGGACAGAAACCAGUGUGCUAUGAAAUUUGAAUUGAAAGCGUGCCAUAGUAAAUGUGUUUAGUGAUGUCAGGUAUAAUACAGUAGAAGCACAUUUCAUUACAACAAAACAGCAGUAUAGUAGUUAUAUUGAUUUGUACAGUCGACUGCAGCAGAGGCUGGCUCCCUGCUGGAUCAGAAAUUAAGUACACAAUGUGAAAUAUCAAAUAUAGUUCCACCGCAAGUUGCCGUGUCAUUGGUUGUUGGGAAAUUUGGCUGCUCUGUUAAGAUGUGUAUGAAUUACUGUGUUUUGUUUUGUUAGUAAUUUUACAUGUGAACCGCACUGGCUUUAGCUUCUCUUGCUGCAGAUGUUAUACAGUUUUAAGAGUGAUCAAAGGCAAUCAAACAAGGCCAUACAAAAUCCCUAUGCUUCUUGACUGUCAUAAUGUUCACUAAUCAUUAAAAAGAUCAAACAUACUUUGUUAAAAAAAAGUAUGAAAGAAAUUGGACUGAUUGAAGAAACGUGUGUGUGUACAUCACAAACAACAGCUGCAUUUUAUAUUCUAAAGCGCUUCUGUCUAUGAUCUGUGUUCAUAACAGUGAUGUCAUCUUUAGUGUACAUUUUUAGUGUACAGUUAUGAAUAGGGAUUCCCACCACAGCACAUCUUAUUGGAUGCAAAGAUGAUCUGAAUGUGAAAGGCUUUGUAGAUUCAUUUAUCAGACGGGUGCAUGUGUCACCAAAUUGUGUUGCAUGUGCUCAAUGAAACUGCUUCCUUCCCUCACUGACUGUAGUGUUUAGUCUGUAGUGUUUCAAAUAACAUAGUGUUGAUGAACAUAUUAAUGGCAGCUGUCGCAAUUAUUUGUCAUUCUGAUCUGCCAGAUGUUUGUGCAGUGGGCGUGGUAUGUGCGAAUGGAUUUUUUCGUUCUCUUUUUUUAUAUUUUAAAAAAUUCAAUGUGGGAUGAAACCCACGUUUAAAAUGAGUUCCUCCGUGAGAGAAUCUGUGUUGUCUUUGCCAUUUCCCAUCUCUGUAGAAAAUACUAUGAACUAUAUUAAAUAAAAUUAUGUUUAAUAUACA